This is a messenger RNA of Syzygium oleosum, 357 nucleotides long. RefSeq lists its product as uncharacterized. The coding region runs from base 1 to 357 and encodes 118 amino acids. The transcript has a single exon. The record is from RefSeq and is a predicted model, not a curated record. Lineage: Eukaryota; Viridiplantae; Streptophyta; Magnoliopsida; Myrtales; Myrtaceae.
AUGGCCGACCGUGGUACUCGUGCCCAUGCUCGUGCCUACGCCUGCACCUGUGCCCGUGUUGGUGCCUACGUCAGCACCCGUACUCGUGCCCGUGCUCGCGCUCAUGCCCGCGCCCGCGCCUGCGCGCGUGCCCGCUCUCGCGCCCGCGCCUGCGCCCGUGCCCGCUCUCGCCCCCAUGCUUGUGCCCGCGCCCCCUCCCGCACCUGCUCCCCCGCCCGCACUCGCCGCUGCGCCUACGCCCGUGCCCGCGCCCACACCCGCCGCUACGCUCAUGCUCGUGCCCGCACCCGCACCCGCGCUCGUCAUUGUCCCCCUGUCCGUCCCUGUGCCCGUGCUCGCACCCACACCUAUGCCUAG